AUGCGGCAGCCGCCGAGCCUCUAUGUGGAAUCGACAGAGCUUUCUGCCGACUCGGUCGAGUCGCAUCCGUUGCUACCGUACACAUUUGCAGUAUCCACUUACCAAGUAGACCAAGACACAGAGACAGAUGCAGCGAGUCCUUCGUAUUCACGGCGUGGCCGCUGCUGCUUACAUCGAGCCGUCCGCGACGAAGACGGCUUGCACUGCCAAGUGCUUGCCGCAGUCUCGGGCGCGGCGAUUCUCGAUACAAAAUGGUGUCUUGCCGGCAGCGCGAAUCCUGAGCAUGCGCUGGGGCUGCUGGGCAUUGCCGAUGCUACGGGGCACAUUACCUUGCAUCGCCUCGAAAAAGCAACCGAGCUGCAAUUUACGACGCAUGACACCUGGCAGAUGAAUGGGGAAAAUGCACUUUGUUUGAGCUUAGACUGGUCGGACCGCGCUCCGUUUGAAGAGACCUGCACACGCGCCGAUGCGCGCCUAAUUUGCAGCCAAAGCAACGGCAAGCUGGUCACCGUGCCGAGUGUCCACGCUGGGACAAAAAAUGGAAUUCCUCUUGGACUUGAGUCGUGGCUUGCGCAUGAGUAUGAGUCGUGGAUCGCCGCAUGGGACUGCUGGAGCAAUGGCGCCGUAGUUUGGAGCGGAGGCGACGAUCUAGCAUUGCGCGGCUGGGACCUGCGCCAGCCGAUGCACGACGGAGCGCGCCCAACUACAUUUUCCACAACAAAGUGUUUUCAGGGCGGCGUCACUUCGAUUCAAAGUCAUGCGUUCCGGCAGCACUGCUGGGCCGUUGGUAGCUACGAUGAGAAGCUGCGCAUUUUUGACGCACGCAACACACAGCGGCCCGUAAGUGAAACGGAGGUGGGUGGGGGGAUAUGGCGGACCAAGUGGCAUCCGACACGCCCCGACACGAUUUUACUGGGCUGCAUGCACGGGGGAUUUCAAGUAUUGCAGGAUACACAGCCUGCUGCGGAGGCUAUGGAGGUUGUGUGCCACUUUGAUGCACACAACAGUAUUGCAUAUGGGUGCGAUUGGGAACGGGGAAUGCUCCAAACGAACCCCGACGAGGACUUGGUCUAUAGCUGCUCCUUCUACGACGCGACGCUGCGGGUGUGGGCGUGGGCGUAG
This is a messenger RNA of Malassezia vespertilionis, 1122 nucleotides long. RefSeq names its product methylated diphthine methylhydrolase. Lineage: Eukaryota; Fungi; Basidiomycota; Malasseziomycetes; Malasseziales; Malasseziaceae. The record is from RefSeq and is a predicted model, not a curated record. Gene Ontology annotation, molecular function: protein binding. The coding region runs from base 1 to 1122 and encodes 373 amino acids. The transcript has 2 exons.